GGCUGAGGUUGUGUAAUUGUAACAGUGUGUGUAGAGACAGACAGCAAGGUUAACUGGUUAAGUUUUUAAGUUACUUGACUUCGAUCUUCAGAACUACGCCUACGCCUCUCUAAACCCUUUUCAUAUGGCCACGGCGGUAGAGCCAAUUCCAAACGGCACUCUUCAAUCAGAAUCAUAUACAAUCUUUGACGCCGCCGCGAAUCCUACGGAUGAAUCUGAAUCCGAGAAGAGAUGGCCAGGUUGGCCUGGUCACUGUGUUUUCCGGCUAAUUGUUCCCGUUGUUAAAGUUGGCAUCAUCAUAGGCCGUAAAGGGGAAUUGAUCAAAAAGACUUGCGAAGAGACUCAUGCUCGCAUUCGUGUUCUUGAUGCUCCAGUUGGUACUCCUGAUCGAAUUGUGCUUAUAUCUGGAAAAGAGGAUUUGGAGGCACCGCUCUCUCCUGCAAUGGAUGCUAUUCUUAGGAUUUUUAAACGUGUAUCCGGAUUAUCUGAAACUGAUAACAAUAAUACAGCAGCCGCAGGGGUUGCAUUAUGUUCCAUCCGUUUAUUGGUGGCGUCAACGCAGGCUAUCAAUUUGAUAGGAAAACAAGGCUCUUCAAUUAAAGCUAUACAGGAAAAUACGGGUGCUGUUAUUAGAGUUUUGUCGGGAGAUGAACUUCCAUCUUAUGCUGGUGCCGAUGAAAGGAUUAUUGAUUUGCAGGGAGAAACCUUGAAGGUCCUUAAAGCUUUGGAAGCCGUAGUCGGGCACCUGAGAAAGUUUCUGGUUGAUAGUAGCGUUAUUCCCCUAUUUGAGAAAACUUGCAAUGCAACAAUUUCCCAAGACCGCCAGACAGAUGCCUGGGCUGACAAACCAUCACUGUAUAGUGCUUCACAACCUAGCAUUGUUGCUGACAUUCCCACAAAGAGGGAUUCUUUCUUUGCUGACCGUGAAAGUCAAUUGGAUUCAUUGCUUUCUUCCUCGACAAUGUCGUUGUAUGGACAAGAUUCUUCUUCUAUUUCUGGUCUUCGUUCUUCGGCGUUUAAUCGUGCCAGUGCUUCCAUUGUUACUACAGUGAUACAAACAAUGCAAAUACCAUUGUCCUAUGCAGAGGACAUAAUUGGUAUUCAAGGGACUAAUAUUGACUACAUUCGUCGCACCAGUGGAGCUAUAUUGACUGUGCAGGAGAGCAGGGUGCCUGAUGAAAUCAUUGUGGAAAUAAAAGGCACCUCCACUCAAGUUCAAACAGCACAACAAUUGAUUCAGGAAGUUAUAACCAAUCACAAUGAAACUAUUGCCAGUAAUUAUGCUAGGUUAGAUACAGGGCUGAGGUCUUCUUACUCUCAAUUGGGUAGUUCAUCCUAUCCAUCAUCUUCUUUGCCAUCACAACCCUACAAUGGGUAUGGAUCUUCUGGUCCAGGGGAUUAUAGUACUUUCAGACUUUAAAUUGGCAUCUUGAAGGGAACAUAAUCUUGAGGCAAAUUGUCCCAGCUGGGUCUGAUUGGAAUGUAAUAUAAAGCAACAAAAAGCAUCUUUCAUAUUAUCUGAUAUAUCAUUUGAUGGUGUAAUUUUAAAUGUGGCUAAGAGAUGUGUAAUGCAAUAGAAAAUAUAAUGAAAUAUCAAAUUAUUAACCAUUUUCAGGAUGUUCAGUUUCGUAGUGUAUAUGUGCAUGGGUUUGAACCUUAACCUUAGGAUCUAUAGUGGCUUUGAAACUAUUUUACACAUCUGUUUGUUUUUAAGUUUGCACUGCCAA
This is a messenger RNA of Medicago truncatula (barrel medic), 1727 nucleotides long. RefSeq names its product RNA-binding KH domain-containing protein PEPPER. The record is from RefSeq and is a predicted model, not a curated record. NCBI's taxonomy places the organism in Eukaryota, Viridiplantae, Streptophyta, Magnoliopsida, Fabales, Fabaceae. The transcript has 6 exons. Gene Ontology annotation, molecular function: RNA binding. The coding region runs from base 125 to 1420 and encodes 431 amino acids.